Messenger RNA from Carassius gibelio (silver crucian carp), 5722 nucleotides. RefSeq names its product integrin alpha-E. Gene Ontology annotation, cellular component: external side of plasma membrane; integrin complex. The transcript is spliced from 42 exons. Gene Ontology annotation, biological process: cell adhesion mediated by integrin; cell-cell adhesion; integrin-mediated signaling pathway. The record is from RefSeq and is a predicted model, not a curated record. Bases 112 to 4728 code for a protein of 1538 amino acids. Gene Ontology annotation, molecular function: integrin binding. Lineage: Eukaryota; Metazoa; Chordata; Actinopteri; Cypriniformes; Cyprinidae.
UCAGCAGCAACUGUGUGCUGUUCUACUUUUUCAAGACCACAGUGAGUUGCUUUCUGUCUCAACUGUGCCGAUAUGUUUUUUUAAAAGCGUGGAGUUUAUCAAAUUCACAAAAUGUACAGAGGACUGCUAUUUAUAAUUGCGAUAUACAGUGCAACCUGCUUCAACAUUAAGAUAUCUCCUGUGAAGCAUUUCAAAAAUGGUGAUCCACUCUUUGGUCAAUCCAUUAUUCAAUCAACAGAUGGAGUUUUUGUUCCUUCACCAAAACUUGGGAAACUGUUUAAAUGCACUGCAGAGAAUGAAUGCGUCGAAGUAAAGUCUGAUGAUGUAAAACCUAAAGGCCUGAGACCAGUAGCAUCAUUAUCUAGCCUGACAUUAGAAGAGGAACAACAUGUUAUGAUGUGUAAUCAAAUUCGUGUAAGGGAGUCAUCAUCUGAGGAUUUGAAUGGAGAAUGCAAACUCAUGUACUCCACUGGAACAGUCAUUAAAAAAAUGAAUCCUGUCACAUUAGUCAACAACAACAAUAACAACAACAAUCAUUAUCAAGGUCGGUGGAUUGGUCAAGAUCAACGGAGAAUGAGAAGAGAUGCCCAGUCAGAGAGUGACACAAAAGAUAAAGAUGAGGAUUAUGAUGAUGCUGGGAGAGAGACUGCUUUUGUGCUGGACGGCUCUGGUAGCAUUGACCAUGACGACUUUCAGAGAGCCAAAGACUUCAUCUACAAUGUCAUGUCCAAUGUUUGGAAAACAUGUUUCAAUUGUGACUUUGCGAUAGUGCAGUUUGGUGCAGAGAUCAGGACAGAGCUGUCACUGUUAGACAGUAAGGAUCAUGCCAAAGCUUUGCUAAAGGUCAAAGAAAUACAGCAACUUGGCAAGAUCACCAAGACCGCCUCAGCCAUCCAUCAUGUCCUCACAGAUAUUUUCAUCCCUGAGAAUGGAUCAAAAAAGAACUCCAAAAAAUCAAUAAUUGUAAUGUCUGACGGGAAAAUGUUAGGAGACCCAAUGAAUCUUUCAGAUGUUUUGAACAUGCCACAAAUGAAAGGUGUCACUCGCUAUUCCAUAGGAGUUGGUAGCGGCAUUCUGGAUAAACCUGAAGCAAUAGAAGAGAUGACACAAAUAGCAGAUCCUGAGAAGUUUUACAAGGUUUCUAAUUAUGCCGCAUUAGAUGACAUUCAGUCCUCACUGGAACAAAGUUUAACUGGAGCUCAAGAUGCUGGGAGAGAGAUUGCUUUUGUGCUGGACGGCUCUGGUAGCAUUGAACAGGAGGACUUUCAGAGAGCUAAAGACUUCAUCCACAAUGUCAUGUCCAAUGUUUGGAAAACAUGUUUCAAUUGUGACUUUGCGAUAGUGCAGUUUGGUGCAGAGAUCAGGACAGAGCUGUCACUGUUAGACAGUAAGGAUCAUGUCAGAGCUUUGCUAAAAGUCAAAGAUAUACAGCAACUUGGCAAGAUCACCAAGACCGCCUCAGCCAUCCAUCAUGUCCUCACAGACAUUUUCAUCCCUGAGAAUGGAUCAAAAAAUAACUCCAAAAAAUCAAUAAUUGUAUUGUCUGACGGGAAAAUGGCAGGAGACUCAAUGAGUCUUACAGAUGUUUUGAACAUGCCACAAAUGAAAGGUGUCACUCGCUAUUCCAUAGGAGUUGGUAGCGGCAUUCUGGAUAAACCUGAAGCAAUAGAAGAGAUGACACAAAUAGCAGAUCCUGAGAAGUUUUACAAGGUUUCCAAUUAUGCAGAAUUAGAUGACAUUCAGUCCUCACUGGAACAAAGUUUAACUGGAGCUAAAGUGAAUGUGCCACUACCAUCAAGAUCUUCAAGAUUUCUGUCUGCUGUUACAAAUCAAAUGAUCAACGAAAAACUCAACAGCAACAACAACAACAACAACAACAACAACAAUCAUUACCGAGGUGGGGGAUUCGAUGAGGUUAAGCAGAGGAUGAGAAGAGACACCCAGUUGGAUAGUGAAACAAACGCAGGUGAAGACGAGGAAGAGGAAGAUGCUGGGACAGAGAUUGCUUUUGUGCUGGACGGCUCUGGUAGCAUUGACCAUGACGACUUUCAGAGAGCUAAAGACUUCAUGCACGAUGUCAUGUUCAAAGUUUGGAACACAUGUUUCGAUUGUAACUUUGCAAUAGUGCAAUUUGGUCAAGAGGUCAGGACAGAGCUGUCACUGUUAGACAAUGAGGAAAGUGCCAAAGCUUUGCAAAAGGUCAAAGAUAUACAGCAACUUGGCAAGAUCACCAAGACCGCCUCAGCCAUCCAUCAUGUCCUCACAGAUAUUUUCAUCCCUGAGAAUGGAUCAAAAAAUAACUCCAGAAAAAUUAUGAUUGUAUUGUCUGAUGGGAAAAUGUCAGGAGACUCAAUGAAUCUUACAGAUGUUUUGAACAUGCCACAAAUGAAAGGUGUCACUCGCUAUUCCAUAGGAGUUGGUAGUGGCAUUCUGGAUAAACCUGAAGCUAUAGAAGAGAUGACACAAAUAGCAGAUCCUGAUAAAUUUUACAAGGUUUCCAAUUAUGCAGCAUUAAAUGACAUUCUGUCAUCACUGCAACAGAAUUUAACAGGAAUUGAAGACAGUCAGCAAGGUGCAGGAUUUCAGUUCCAGCUCGCUGAAGCUGGUUUCAGCUCCCAUCUCAUGCAGGACAAUUCUAUUCUUUUUGGAGCAGUUGGAGCCUUUGGCUGGAGUGGUGCAGUCAUUUUGCAAUCUGGUAAAACCGUGACAUUAUUUAACGACUCUAAUGAUGGACCCAAAUUUUCCUAUUUAGGUUACAGUGUCGCUUCUGCUAAACUAAACCCAAGUAAAACACUCUACAUAUCUGGUGCACCACGGUAUAACUUGACUGGUGGAGUAUUUAUUUUCAGUGGCUCUGAAAAGUAUGUGCUCCAGGGAGAUCAGGUUGGAUCUUACUUUGGAUCAGUUCUUUGUGCCUUGGACAUUGAUAGAAAUCAAUACACAGAUUAUCUUUUAGUUGGAGCUCCACAUUUCCAUCAAAGUGGGGAAGAAGGCAAAGUGCUUAUGUACAGACUGAAUCAGGAGGACAGGUUUGAGAGUGUGGCUAUGGAGCUUAAGGGCGAACAGACCUUUGCGAGGUUUGGCGCAGCCAUUGCAUCAAUAGGAGAUAUUGAUGGGAAUAAGUUCAAUGAUAUAGCAGUGGGAGCUCCACUGGAAUCAGAUUCUGCUGGAAGCAUUUACAUUUACAAUGGAUUCAAAGAUGGACUUACGUUUUCACAAAAAAUUUCCCCCUCAGAUUUUGGCAUUAAACUUGUCCACUUUGGUCAGUCAGUAAGCAGUGCACCUGAUAGAGAGUCAAAUAAGGCCUCCAUUACUGUUGGAAGUCAAGGAGGAGUGCUUGUUUUUGAGACUAUCCCUGUUAUUGUUAUCAAACCAUCUAUAACAAUUACUCCAAGCAUCAUUAAAAUAGAUCAACAGAUGAGUGAUUUAUCCAUAAACUACCACACAUGCUUUAAUGUGAUGAAUGAAAAGCUUAAAAUUAAACUUCCAAUUAAGUACAAAAUUGACUUGGAUUCUGAUGUAAACAAAAAACGCCUCACUUAUGAAGGCAAAGAUCUCUUAGAAAAAUCUUUCACCUUGACACCAGACGUAGAGUGUACAUCUAUCAACCUCAAAUAUUCGGUCUGUUUUGACUGUUUUUCACCGAUUAAAAUCAAGCUGACUUUUUCAUUGGAUCAAAACAAAGAAGCCCCAAUACGAAUUCUUGACAAAUUUAGUCCACAAGAGGUUGUACAUGAGAUUUCCUUUGAAAAAGAAUGCAAGACUGCAGAUUGUAAACCAAGUAUUGUAUUAUCUGAUUCAAAAAUUAGUGAAGAUUUGAUCAUUAUCGGAGAAACUCAAAGCUUGAAUAUCAAUUUCAAUCUUACAAACACUGAAGACCCUUCCUAUAUGACCACCCUGACUUUGACCUUCCCCAGCAUUCUCAGUCAGAGGAAAAUAGAAGGUGCCACCUGUCCUGUGAAGAAUGAAAAUCAAAUACAAUGUAAUAUUCAACACCCUAUUUUCAAAAGAGGCGCACAGACCACCCUUUUCAUCUCAUGGCAGCUCAGUGAAACCAAAUCUGAUCUGAAGAAAUAUGAGAUUACUGCUAAUCUAUCCAGUCAGAAUCUUGGCUCUGAAAUUCUGGCCACUAAAACAUAUCCAUUUGAGGUGAUGUAUUCCCUACCAAUCCAGCUAUCUGGCAAAGCCAGCACAAACAGACUCCGUAUUGAAGAGGGGCAAAAAGUAAAGAUUCAAGAAAUGAAUUUCGAAUUUCAGUUUGCAGGUGAAAAUAAGUAUGGCGCUACAAUCAAAGUAGUUGUAAACAUAACAAAGGACACCUUCAAAACUGAUUUGGACAUCACUAAUGUCACACCACAGGAGGAGUGUGUCUUACCCAAAAAUACUAAAGUGGAGGGAUUAUAUAUGAUCACAUGUAGCUUGACAACGCUGAAGAAAAUCAUCAUUGAUGCCAAAGUUUUGAUACAUGACGUUCAGGAAAGCACAGAAAAGAUCACUGCCGUAGCAACAUACAGCUUUGAUGAGUCCAUCUAUACUGCGAAGCAUUUUUCCAGAACUUUUCCGGUGGAGGUGAUAGUUGCGAAGCUGCAGGUGACCAAAUCUAUAGGUCCCAUCAUUGGAGGAUCCAUAGGAGGAUUUCUGCUCCUUUUCAUCAUCAUCAUCAUUCUCAUUAAGUGUGGCUUUUUCCGUCGCCGCCAUAAAAUGGACCAAGCACAGAGUGCAAACUGAAGACUGGCAAAGCCUUGGAGGGACCAUUUAUUACUAUAUAAUAUAUAUCUUGCUUAAGUUUGCAUAAAAAAGUAGUAUUAAGAAGCAGCUUUUUAAUGAUUUAUUUAAUAGUAUAUUGUAUAUGCAGAAAGAAUGAAAGACAAAAAUAAAUCUGUUUCUAAAUCAUAACAAAUAUCCCACAUCAAGGGGCUUACAGCUAUUUCCUUGGAUGGAAGUUAUUUGUUCAAGAUUUGAUGACACACCAAACUCCACAACCAAAAGUCACAUAUCAUUUUAUGACUAACUUACAAUACGGUCAACCAAGACAUUGUUGAUAUUAUGAUUCAUGAUUUACAAUAUAACAUCUAUGGCAAGACACAUCUGUAAACCAAUUUGGUUGCAUGACAAAAAGGUAGCCUAUUUUCAUGGUUAGUUUUAUCUGGGCUGCGUUCAGCCCUGACAAAAUGGUGCAAAACGUUUUUAAAAUGGUAACGGUGGUGCAUUGACCAGCCUUUUGUGAUGACGCAAGAGUUGCAGCUAUAGCAGCCGAGAAGGCCUUUGUGUUCUGAAUUUUCGGAGCCAGAUGAAAUCGAUAUUAAUAAGUGUUUAAUACUGCAAAAUAUGAAUCAAUGUUACAGUCACUGCCCUUGUCAUCCAGAAUAAAAGAGAAAAUCUCAAUCGAGUGAAUGGAUCUGUGGAAACUGUGGUUCCUAAUUAUUGUGAGCCAACACUUGCCUCGCAUUUCAGGAUGAAAAAACAAACAAUUCAGGUGAAGCAUAAUCCACUUCUUACAUCAGAGACAGUUAUGAUCUAUAUGACCUUAUUAUUGUUAUUAUUACUAACUAUAUGACAUUAUUAAUCAGUGUCUUGCACACCUUCCUAAGGAAAGGAUAUGGACCAGAAGACAUUGCAAUUACUAAAUUAUAUUUAGACAGCCUUAAAGCAGUUUCAGAUCUAUACAUGUGCUCUUAUUUCAGUUGUGUUGCCUUUAAUAUUAAUAAACGUGUAAACAAUA